Trichomycterus rosablanca is the source of this 2775-nucleotide messenger RNA. It is a transcript of the gene eva1ba, whose product is annotated as eva-1 homolog Ba (C. elegans). The record is from RefSeq and is a predicted model, not a curated record. The coding region runs from base 312 to 809 and encodes 165 amino acids. NCBI's taxonomy places the organism in Eukaryota, Metazoa, Chordata, Actinopteri, Siluriformes, Trichomycteridae. The transcript is spliced from 4 exons.
ACAACUCUUCCUGCUGGUUGUAAGGCAUGGUUUGGAAGCAGAGAACUCUGUAGUAUCGUAGCUGCUAGAGAAAGCCACUGCCUCUGGGCUUUAGGAAGAUUUGCACAGUGUUUAAGUGAUCAUGGAUUAUGUUUUCCUUCAGGAGUGUAUUUAACAGGCAUGGAUGGUUGCAAUUUGUAGAACAUCCCUACUGUUUGAAAACUUUUUGAGCAGUUUUUCAUUGAUCAUCUCUUACAUGCGUAGUCAAUCUGUCCUCCGCUGCCUGGGGAUCCCUGAUUGCAGUCGAGGCGUAAUACUCAGGAUAAAUAAGGAUGGAUGGGAAAAGGAAAGAAAUGGACCUUCUGAGCAACAGUAUUGCUGCUUAUGCUCACAUAAAAGCUUAUCCAGAAAGGUUUGGCCUCUACUUCGUCAUCGGUGUGUGCUUCGGCCUGGUGCUCACUCUCUGCCUGUUAGUGAUUCGAAUCUCCUGCAAGCCUCAGACCAAGACUGUGGCCUCUACUCCAGAGAAAAAGCAGCUGAAGGACUUUUCUGAAGAUGAUGGAGAUGAAGACAGUGAUGAGGAGGAUGAAGAUGAGGAAGAGAUAGUGGAUGUGGAAGCUCCUAUUACCCUAAGCAGCACAGAGAUUCCAUUGGGAAUCCACCACAGCACAUUGGAUGGAAAUGUGAAUGUGUUUACCUCAGCGGAGGAGCUGGAGCGUGCCCAGCGGCUUGAGGAGAGAGAAAGGAUCAUCAGGGAGAUCUGGAGAAAUGGGCAACCAGACAUUCUAGGCACAGGAACUGGCACAACUGGACGAGUACAUUACUAUUAACACUUUGUAUUAAUAGAUGUGGUCCUAACACAAGACUUUGAAUGUGCAAUCUUUUUCUUUGGACCAAUGUAAUUCCAGUGUUACUGUCCAAAAGUCGAUUUUAGAAAACAAACAACUUUGGCAAGCACACUUAAUGCACAAAAUCAUAAAUUGGUGCUAUGUAGUAAAAUGCGACUGAAGAGAUGUUGAGAGAUAUGAUGUAGAUAUGAUGUAGAUAUGAUGCAGGCUGACUGUAUGGUGCAAUAAUGUCUUUCUGAUUUGUACAGGGAAACAAAUCGGCGAUCAUUUGCAUUCCUUUACUAGGCCAUAUAUAAGAAAUGUUUUUUUACCUUCUUUUUUAUUUACACAUUGUGCUUUUGUGUUUCUUUGUUUUAACCUUCAUUAUGUUAAGCCAUAUAAAGUGUGUAUAUAUAUUUGUUUUAUUCCAUCAAUAGAUUAACCCAUUUAAUCCCUGCGUCUGAUUGUACCAUACAUUGCGCUUUCUGACUAUUCCAUGCAGUGGUAGAUGAUGCCAGACCACGUGAAUGAGAUUGGGGACAUCUGCUGGUAAAGCAUUGAAAUGUAGUUAUAUUGUGACAAGUCUUGACAGUUGUGAGGACAGCUGUGUCAUGAAACAUUAAUUCUUUGAACAAUCAUUCCUUCAUAAAAUUGCAGAAAACUGAGUCGUAUUGUAGUUGGGUUAUUAAAAGGUGCAUAAUUACACUUCAGAUAUACAUUUGAAUGCAACCACCAUGAGACAACAAAAACAUUCUAGAACAAACCUGGGCAUUGUGGAUGGAUCACUCUUAUGUGCACGGACCAUUCUAGUUUGUUAUUACACCAUAAACCAGAUAUCUUUUGUUUCAUGGCUGGCCAAAAACAUCUGAUGAAUCACUAUUAUCACUAUCUUUUGGUGAACAAAACUGAGUCAGAUUAAUAUAGACGGUAGAGUUUUUAACAAAGCAUGGACUUUUAAGUGUUUAUUUACUGAAGUCAGAUGUAAAGUUUGUGGAGAACAGUUUAGGAUUAUUAAUUUAAAUCGUCAUUAUGGUACCAAACAAAGAGAAAAACAAGAAUUUGAAUGAUGUAAAGCGGUCACACCUGAAGCUUUGCUUGCUAAACUGCAAAAGUUUUUUUAUACAGUUUUACACAUCCAGAGCUGCAGCAGCAGAGACCAGUUUUGUGAUAUCCAGAAAGAAUAUUCAACAAAAACAAAGGACUGAAAAGCAGCAAAUGAGGUAAUUAGACUCCAAACUAAACAGCAAUAGCACUUGUGUAUAUAAAACCUGCACAUGAUUAGUGAAAUAAUGUUGUUUUUUUCUGUCUGCUUCUCAUUUUUAAUGCCUGAUUGUAACAUAUACCCAUAUUAGCUUAUCAAAAUAUUGAGCAGAAUUGAGUUCAGCCUAUUGGUCCGGCCCUCCACAACAGUCUCUGUUUCUCAUGUGCCCCCUUGGAAAAUUGCCCACCUCUGUUCUAGAAUGUACUGAAUGUUGUAGUUAUAUCCAUACUGUAACAUCACGUUUUACUACUUACCACGACUCUGUUAAAGCUUCACAAACUCAAAAUACAAUAUUGGGAUUAAAUGGGUUAAUAUUGAUAUCAGGGCUUUAACAUCAGUACUUUUUGUUACACUUUAUAGCAAAAUGAAAUUUUCAUUGAGUAAGCCUAAGCCAUUUUACAUCGCUGGUGCUGCUUUAUUAAUGGACCAUUUGAAUUACACCAUAAACCAGAUAGCUUUUGUUUUAUGGCUGGCCAAAAACAUCUGAAGAAUCAAUAUGUCUAAUUACAUCAAGUAAUUAGUAUAAGGAUUUAAUAAAUAAAUGAAUGAAUGAAUCAAUGAAUGAUUGAAUAAGGGUUUUUCCCUUAACACAUUUACUGCAAAGCAGACAUGUGACAAAAAACCUCAUAUUAAGGCUCUAAACAACAUCUCUUACCUUAAGUAAUACUGUAUCUUGUUGCUCUGGUGAAAUAAAUGAACCUCUUUUCA